GUUAUCCUCUCCGCUCAGAGUUGAAGUAGGUCGGCUGUGUUAUCGGGAAAGACUUUCGACUCUUCCGUCGGGAUCACUAUCUGCGGGCCGAAGAUAUCACUUUCCCAUCGGUGAGUAUUGAGACCGAUCCCGAGCGGGGAGAUCCGAUGUUGGCCGUGAGCCCCGAACUGAGGGCCAGGAAUUCAUUUGUUUCCCAACUAUCUGGGCUCGUCAGAAAUGUGUCAACUCCACUUAAUCUGCAUUGAACGAUCCAAACCAGGAGCCCAGGCUGUCUGUUUCUGCAGAAUUUAAAUGUAAGUCCCGCCGACAGGUCACGUGAGACUGUGUGCCGCAGAUUCGCCCCGCCCUCCGCUUUGUGAUGCAAGGUCACGUGGUGUGAUUUUGGCCACCGAGUCCCAUCAACUUCCCGAACUCGCCCCGCUUACAGAGGCUCCUCGCAUUUGUCCUGGAGCUUUCUGGCUGUUGUGUCUUCUCCCGGACUGUGCUGGGUGAGAAAGGAGAACGUCCCAGGUUGUGGGAAUCUUUGAUUUCACUGCCUGCUUUACCGAGGACUGAUCUGGAUCCAAAGGACUGUGCAGAUCCUCGCAGUUACCAUGCAAAGCGUGAAGUGUCCGGAUGGGAAAUUCUCUAUAGUGUGUUGAUAAAAAUUUGACCUGCAGUGAGAGAUUUAUUGGAAGAAAACUCACGACUGAAGACGAGGGAACAGCAACAUGUGAACCAGCCCGAGGAUUGAGAGCAUCAACUGGAGAGGACCCAUCUGACUCGGAGAUUCCAGUGAUUCAGUCAGGAGAAAGUUGUGUUAAAAACAAGAAGGAAUUUGUCUCCAGGAAGUUCAAACAUGGCACACCAGUUUGGUUGUUUCUGUCCAGAUAUUUAAGAAGUGGAGCAAGGGAUUCAAUCGAUCAUCCUUCCUGCUCAGACUGUGGGGAGGGAUUCACUCGGUCAUUUUACCAACUGGCACGCCCUUCAUUUUACACAGGAGAAAGUCUAUUCACCUGCUCAAAUAGAGGGAAUGGAUUCACUCGGUUAUCACAAUUGAAGGUACAUCAGCACAUUCACACUGGGCAAGGCCAUUCACCUGUUCUGUGUGUGAGAAAGGAAUCAGUCAGUCUUCCCACCUGUGGACACACCAGUCAGUUCACUCUGGGCAGAGGCUGGUGAUCUGCUGAAUAUCUGGGAAAGGAUUCACUCAGUCAUCUGACCUAAUGGCACACCAGCGUGUUCACACUGGGGAGAGGCUGUUCACCUGCUCAGAGUGUGGAAAGGGAUUCACUCGGUCAUCCACCUUACUGGUACAUCAGCGAGUUCACACUGGGGAGAAGCCGUACACCUGCUCAGUCUGUGGGAAGAGAUUCACUGAGUCAUCCACCUUACAGAAUCAUCAGCGAGUUCAUACUGGGGAGAAGCCGUUCACCUGCUCAGAAUGUGGGAAGGGAUUCAGACAGGUAUCCCAUCUACUGAGUCAUCAGCGAGUUCACACUGGGGAGAAGCCGUUCAUCUGCUCAGAAUGUGGGAAGAGAUUCGCUCACUCAUCCAACCUACUUAGUCAUCAGCGAGUUCACACUGGAGAGAGGCCAUUCACCUGCUCAGAGUGUGGGAAGGGAUUCACUCGGUCAUCUCAACUACUGACACACCAGCAAGUUCACACUGGGGAGUGGCCUUUCACCUGCUCAGAAUGUGGGAAGGGAUUCACUGAGUCAUACACCUUACUGGUACAUCAGCGAGUUCACACUGGGGAGAAGCCUUUCACCUGCUCAGAAUGUGGGAAGAGAUUCACUCAGUCAUCCAAUCUACAGAGACAUCAUCGAGUUCAAAUUGGGAAGAAGCCGUUCACCUGCUCAGAAUGUGGGAAGAGAUUCGCUCACUCAUCCAACCUACAGAGUCAUCAGCGAGUUCACACUGGGGAGAAGCCGUUCACUUGCUCAAACUGUGGGAAGAGAUUCACUCGGUUAGCUAACCUACAGAGACAUCAGCAAGUUCACACUGGGGAGAAGCCAUUCACCUGCUCGGUCUGUGGGAAAGGAUUCACUCAGUCAUCCCAAAUACUGGAACACAAGUCAGUUCAUAGUGGGGAGUGGCCAUUGUUAUGAAUCCCUAGGUUUCGGUUGAUAUGGACUGUCAUUUUAAGAGAGAUUAAGAAGGUGAAUCAGUCUGACUUGCAGCUUGUUUAGUUUUAACCGAGGACACAGACACUCAGAGUCAGACGGAGAGGGAUGAAAAAUGGAAGGAUUGAAACCAGGGAACUAGUGGCCAAGGGUCACUGUUUGGAACUUUCCUUUGCUCACAAGGGUGGGUUAAUUAUCCAUUCACCGUACAUCCAAUGUGUGGUUGUCACCUCAUUUAACCCAUAGGAGUGGAUCUGAUUUGGGAUAGACUGUGGAGACCACUUAUGUGUUAACCCUUGCCUGGGUGUGAUGUGGUUGUUCAUUUGAAGAUGAUGCCCCUCAUGACAAGUCACUUUCGGUGAUAAUUCGUAUGUGGAUUUGUAAAGAUGACGGAUAAAAUCUACAGCUACUGUUCUCUCAUUUUAACACUGUGGAACUUGUAGGACAGACAGACAGACAGAUGUACUUUAUUGAUCCUGAGGGAAAUUGAGUUUCGUUACAGCCGCACCAACCAAGAAUAUUGUUGAAAUAUAGCAAUAUAAAACCAUCAAUAAUUAAAUAAUAAUAAGUUAAUCUUUGCAAGUGGAAAUAAGUCCAGGGCCAGCCUAUUGGCUCAGGGUGUCUGACACUCCGAGGGAAGAUUAGAAAAGUUUGAUGGCCACAGGAAGGAAUGACUUCCUGUGAUGCUCAGUGUUACAUCUCGGUGGAAUGAAUCUCUGGCUGAAUGUAUUCCUGUGCCUAACCAGUACAUUAUGGAGCGGAUGGGAGUCAUUGUCCAACAUGGCAUGCAACUUGGACAGCAUUCUCU
This is a messenger RNA of Hypanus sabinus (Atlantic stingray), 2913 nucleotides long. RefSeq names its product gastrula zinc finger protein XlCGF26.1-like. Lineage: Eukaryota; Metazoa; Chordata; Chondrichthyes; Myliobatiformes; Dasyatidae. Gene Ontology annotation, biological process: regulation of transcription by RNA polymerase II. The record is from RefSeq and is a predicted model, not a curated record. Bases 1206 to 2090 code for a protein of 294 amino acids. Gene Ontology annotation, molecular function: RNA polymerase II cis-regulatory region sequence-specific DNA binding; DNA-binding transcription factor activity. The transcript is spliced from 3 exons.